AUGAUUUUGCUUACUAAAAAUUGUCAAUGCUUUUUAUUCUUUUUAAUUAGGAUUGUUCAUUUGAUCUUAGCAGAUCCUUGGGGUUUUGUCGAGGAUCCUUUAAAAGUUAAAGAUCAGUCGAAUGUAGGUGCAGCUCAAGCAUGGAUAUUUUCGACUUUCCGUCAAAUAUUCCGUCCCUUUAAUCCUUUAUCCUUUCUUCGUGCUGCCGGGCCUUUCGGGCCUAGCCUUAUCCACUAUUUCCGUCAGGAUCUAAGAGGGUUUUUCGACCAAAGACCCAUUCGCGUGGAAGAGAUGACAGAAAUACCUCGAGCAGAACAACUUGAAUCGACCCAGAAUUUUUCUUACGAUAAUCACAUUCAGUCAACUAAUGAUGAGGAUGAUGUUUUCAAGCCUCCAUCACCGAUCCACAGAACGAUGAAGACUGGGGAGACCGUCUAUGACAAAUCAAAUUCCAAUACAAUGGAUUCUAUUGAUUUAAACGAUUUGGAUGGGUCUGUAGCUUUGGAUUACGUCUAUCAUAUUAACUGUCAGCAUCCAAGCUUAGCAUAUUGUCUUCAUGGUCAAUGUUUAGAUGAAGAUCCAUAUGCUGUUACCACAAACACUGAUUCUGCUUUUCAUUCGUUCUUGUUAUAA
Messenger RNA from Schistosoma guineensis, 633 nucleotides. The record is from the annotation of a GenBank genome assembly. Lineage: Eukaryota; Metazoa; Platyhelminthes; Trematoda; Strigeidida; Schistosomatidae.